AUGGAGACAUACAGCCUCCUCAGCCCUGCAGCAGAAUUGCACCUUCAUAAAAGGAAGGAUACCCUUAUGAAGGACCUGGAGCGAGAGAGGAUGAUUCGGUCAGAAAUGGAACAUAAACUCCAUUCCAUGACAGAGGAUAACAACAAAUGCAGGUCACGUCUUCACUCCCUCCAAGAUGAGUUCAAAAGGAUGGAGGAGACUGUGAGAAAUAUGAUGCAGUAUAAAUCUAAGAUUGACCAGCUGAAGCAAGAAAAGUCCAGUCUAUCCAUCACUUAUGAGAACAACAUGCACAAGUACCGUAACCACAUCAGCACGCUGGAACGGGAAAAUAUCAUGCUUCUCAAUGAUGUCAAGCGAUUUGAGUCUCAGCCGAUCAGCGGAAAGAUGGACGAUCGUACAAAACUGUUACUCGGUCGACUCAAAAUGCUUGAAUCGGAGAACUCAGCAUUGGUGAUGGAGAAUGAACAACAACGACAACAGUAUGAGAAGUGUCUCGACGAGAUCGCUAAUCAAGUUGUUCAGGCCUUACUGGCUCAAAAGACCCUGCGAGAGGAGUGUGUGAAGCUACAAGGACGAGUCCAAGACCUCGAAUACCAGAAUCAUGAACUGAACAGCAUGUUCCAGCAAAAGGUUAAGUACGACCCCUCUAUUCAGGACGCUGUCUUACCAAGCGUAUCCAUGGCAACAGUGAGCGCAAGUGUGACCUCCACAUCCACACCUGAACAGAUUUCUUCCACGGCCAUGGCCCUCACACAGACUAUGCAUCUCUCCCCUAUGUCCCAGUACGUUCUACAGACCAAAGUGGCCCAGAAAUGCCUUGGCCAGUACAUGCCUGGGGAGUGUACCGAUUCUCUACACAGUAUAUGUAGUAAUUAUGUACGUAAACAACAUGGACUUGCGUCUUCUGCUGGUUCAACCAAAGUGCCCUCUGGUGGUGAACAAAACAACGAAUUUAACUGUAGGACAAAAAUAGAAACUGAGUUUCCUGCUAAUAAUUCAAGUCCGAAAAUGAAACAUGUCAACAUUAUGGAACGAGCCAAUCAAAAACGGCAACGAAGCUCAUCAACUUCCUCUUUACAAUCAAAUUCAAACUCAAGGUCAGCAAAAACAAGGUCAACAGCUUCACUCAAUAAGAGCAAAUUAGGUCAAGCAGGGUCUAACGGAUCAAAAACUUCCCUGUCAGGGAGUCAACGUGAACUCUGUAUGCAGAGUGAUGCAAUGUCAGGAAAGCGGAGUGUGUCACACCCAGACCACAUUGACAAAGGGGUGACAAACACUCAUGCUCCGAAAUCUGUCCGAAAUCCACAAGGUGGCUCAGUUGGCAAAUUCAGCCAAUUCCAACAACGAGAACGGUCUUCCUCUGCUUCAUCAAUACCUAUUAAAAGGGGAAGUAACUCAGGAUGUGGAAAAAUGCAAAAGUCCAUUCCUCAAGUAUCUUCCCACUCCAAACUACCCUUAAAAUCUCAGGAAUCAAAUGAUAAUUUGUUAAGAAACAAGAAAUUCUCAGACAAUGUGAAAUCUAGUAGUUGUGGCAAAGUUCAAGGCCACAGAAUUAGAAAAGAAAUGGACCUUAAGGUCAUGACUUCAAGUGCAGGGGCUGAAGUGAAAGAUAAGAUGGCAGCUUUACGCCAAACAUUUGGAAGUCCUCCUCGAGUUCCGUUGCUGCCAAAUGGCCAGUACUUCUAUGAUUACAGUGACGAGGAUAGUGACUUCAAUAGACCUGUGUCCGCAGACUUCAGCAAUACCUCUACAAUAUCAUUAAAUGAAAUCCUAGACAAUAGUGAUGACACAGAUACCUUAUUGGAAGAAGAUUUUACAACAGAAAACUUUGCUUUCUUUGAGUCACCAUCUUUCGUGAAAAAAUACCACAGGCAUUGUGACCGCCAAAAGUCGAGGGUUGAUUCAAAGAAUGUAGAAAUCCAUGACAAAGGAGUUCCAGGUGCUAGACUUCAUGGUAAACCUGAUAUUAUACAAGACACUGAAAACAGUGAACUUCAGAACCAAGGCAAAUGUCCAAGAAGUCCAUACAUUCCAAAGAAACGUAAUUCCCUGCAACAUAGUAAACGAAAACACAGCACGCAGCGCCCUAGCUCACUUAUCUUAGCUCCUCGUGAAAAACAGUUCAUGCAUCAACGAUAUAGUUCUUCUUCUUCAAGUUUAGACAGUUCUGAUAGUGAUGAAACCUGGUCGCCGAGGUUCGCAAGGAAGUAUCAUCAAAUCAAACAGGGUCGAGUUAAACCAAGAUCUCAUGUGAGUCAAACUUCAUCAGAAAGCACGCCUUCUCCACCUAACGUUUCUUCAAGAGGAGUUCAUUCAGGGGAAACAACUCCAUUAGAAAAUCGUGAUUUCAUAUCUCCAGAUAGGCCUGCUGCUGUGAUGACAAGUUCGUCUGAAACUGUUCCUAACCUGACAAAUUCUCUCACAAAGAGAAAGGGGCCACCACCCCCUGUUCCAAGCAAACCUUCCACAGGCAGGAGGUCACCUGGAAUUCGUAUGGGGCUGCAAUCCCCUGGAUUCAGACAUAACAAAAAGGAAACAACGAUUGUGCAGGAUUUAAAAGAUGUGUUACCAAAAUGUCAGGAAAUUAAAACCGAUGCUUACCACCAUCAACAACAUGUGGAUUACACAACAACGGCUACAGAACCUCAGAUAGAGGUUCAAAUGAACCAGAAAAUCAUUGUGUCGGCCGAGUUGAGUUUUGACAAGGCUGAAAAAGUUGAAAGAUCAGGUAGUAAGGACGAUGGAUAUUCCACAAUGUCAAGUGAUAUUCAACCAGAAGCUAUGGAGAAGUUCAACGACGCCUCCAUACAAAAUAAGGAUUUGGGUGUCAAAAAAGAGACAAUAGCUAAGGUUAAUGAACCACCGCCUGCACCUGUGACAGUGGUGAAAGUUAGUAAGCCAGAUUUGACCUCUGACCCUGAUUCAGCAAUGGAUAGUUCAACUCACAGCACAGAAAUGAGAAAUUCCACCCACAGUCUUUCUUCACAGAAUUCUAAUUCAAGUGAAGAUCGUGCAGCAGUGUGUGGGUCCUUGGGACGAGUCAAGGCCAUGAAAAUCCUUUUCGAGGCUGAAAACCAAAAGCAAAAUGAUAGCAAAUUCAUGAAAUUUCCCCUGAGAAAAUCUCCGUCCAUGGAUAGUAAGCUUAGUAGCAAGGACACGCAGGAACGGAGAAAUCUCAAUCGCAGGUCACUUGGUGAUGAUUUUAAAAUGUUUGUUCCAGAAAUACAUCAAAAUCACUGGAGUGGAGAGGUCAAUAAGGUCAACUCAGAAGAGGUACCAGAGGAGUGUGAUCCUCCGAUGCCUGAUAAUAGUAUGGAUAUUCCAGGAUUGGACGUGGACGAAGAGGAGGAAACUGAUGAACGGAGUUCUCUCCCAUCACUUCCUGUUUUUCAUCAUGUACAAACACUUAAUAUCAGUGAGGAGAAUUUCCUUUCUGAUAUUCCUGAGGAGAAGGAUGAAUGGGAAGCUUCAACCAAUUCCUGUGACAAACUGCUGGAUGAUUCACUCCGAAAUCUCGAGUCAUCGACAAAGUAUUACGCUCACCUUCAACUCCUUCAGACAUUCAGUUUAAAACGGUACUGGUGCUCAACUGAAGGUUUAGCACGGGUUCUCUCUGACAGUGACCUUUCUUCAUUGUCAAAGGUCAAGGACAUCAAUAUAUUUGAUGACCUUGUGGUUGAAAGCAAAGUCACCAAGCCUCUAGAAAGGUCAGUGUCAUUAUCUGACAUGUACACCAAGAGAACAAAAAUGGUCUCCAAAAUGAAGGUCAUACCUAAACUGGGUAGGAAGCCAUUGAAGAGUGAUAGACAGGAAAAGAACACCAUGAGAAAGCAAAUACUGCAACAGCUGGCCCGCGAGGUAGAGAGCGAAUCGGAUGAGGACAACUCUAUUCACCAAUUUCAUUCAUUGUUGAUACAGAACCAUGUACGAAGCACCCAACAGGUCUCUUGUCCAUCAAGAUCAUCAAGCAAAUAUGCUGGCCCCUCUGAUUUCUCAGAUCCCCAAAGCAAUAGUUCCCAGCAUGAUCAUGCGACAGGUAAUGGGUCCAUGGAAGCAUUAGUGCUGCCCUCUGGUGAGGAGAUGAUUAGUGAACAAGGGAGACAAUUUAGUAGCAAAGAGGCCAGCCCAGCUCCUGACAUUGAACAACAAGGCAAGUUUCGAAGUGACUAUUAUAGUCUCUGUAAUGUUGGAUCAAAUCGUAGUCUGCUCUCAAGUGGAAAUGAAGGUGACAUAGAUGUUCAACCAAACAGCGAGCCUCUUCCUCAUACCUGCCAAAAUGGAGACAAUGCAAAUUGUGAACAGUGUUGUAUCAGUGGUAACAAUCAGGAGUUUGACGAGAUUUCGCGACAGUUAGAAAGCCUGUCUAAGACAGUUAAUGCACUGCAUCAGAGUUUGACGAGCCUCAAUAGCUGUAAUACAGACAACGAUUCAAACGAGGAUCAUUCUGAGUUGUUUAACACACCAGCUGAGAAUUACAAAGACACUGAAGGCUACCAGUGGGUGGAAGAUGAAUUCUACCUCACUCCCUGUGGGGGAGAAUUGAUUAUGGGAAACUCUCCAUUUUCCGAGACCGGAGCAUGUUGUGAUUGGGUAAAUGAAUAUGCUGAUGAUACUUCCUGUAAUGAUGAAUUUGAGUUCUAUGGCAAUUUUUCGUCAGCUGAUAUUGGUGGAUUGGGUGAUGUUAAGUCUGUAUAUCCUACAAUUACUGAGGAAGAAAAAGACGUAGACACUUCUAUACCAGCUCCACCUGCUGGGGCCAAGGGAGAGAACUCUCCAAAAGUCAAAAGGCCAACAAUGUUAGAUCAUCAAUUGGAGCGAACACAAUCUGAAAGUUCGGUUGUGCUUGACCCUCAGACGCGGGCAGCCAUGCUGGAUUCAAUGAUUCAGUUGAGUGGAGGCAGUAUGGAUAGCUUGGAUGAUAACAUCGGAGUUGACCAUGUUAUGUGCUCACGUCUCAUGGGCAGGGGAGAUAAAAUGGAAGCCCUGAGGUCUCCAACCAAAGUGAAUCGUCCUGCCAUGGAUUUGUCAAAGUUCUUCCUACGAUUUGGUGACAAGGAGAUGGAGGCAAUGGCAGCGUUUGACUUUCUCAAUGAUAUGACACCUUCUCCGAACCCGCGUCAUCCUCCACCACCUGACCAAUCAGCCAGCUCUGAGGAGAGACAGGAGAAGACUGACAGAACAGGAUCUCUGGAGGAAUCUCUGACAAAAGCUGAAUCAAUGUCGCCAUCUGUUAAACCUAGUGUCGAGCACAAAGAAUCUGUUCCUCUGGUAAAAUCAAAAUCUCAGGUAACAGGUUCACCAAAGCCAACCCAGACAUCAACAGGAAAGGUCACUCCUGCUCUUAAGCAAGCCCAGAGAUUUGCUGCAGGUUCACCAACAGCGAUUGGAAUACAUGCACAUAAAAACGAUUCUAAAGUUGUUCACAAACAGGACCAUGGAUCGUCUGAGAAAUGUUCUACAAAGCAUGGACAUGGACCGGCUGCGGGGUCAGCUGGUGCUCAAAAGCAUACAAUGGGAUUGGUUGUUCACAAGUCUGUGCCUUCAUCCCAACAUCAGGAAUCAACUGCCACAGUGCCUAAUGCCACAGAUUCGAAGAACAAUCUCCAGAAAACAGACAAAUUACAUGCUUCUGUUUCAGAUAAGAACCAAACAGGGACCAGUGCAAGUGUUUCUUCUCCUAAACCUACCCGCAUGGGGUUCUUCCGACGGAAAAAUUCUAGUUCUGAUAAGAAAACAAGUUCAGAAGAAAAGCCUUCAAAACUACCGAAGAAGUUUUCUCAAAAUUCAAAGGAAAAAGAAAAAGAGAAGGAAAAAGAUAAAUCCAAAAUUCCUAAAGCUGUGAAACAGGAACAAACACAAAAUAAACCUACACGUAGGUUUUUACGCUCUAGUGGAAAAUCCUCAUCUGUUACAAAUAUAUCUUCCUCCCCCAGCCACAAGUAAAAUCAAUAAAGGGAGGUUACUCAAGGGUCCAAGGGAGAUAACUAGGGCAGGGAUUUAAAAAAACAAAAAAGAAUCAGGAACAUUUUCGUACAAGAUAUUUACACAUUAAAGUAUUUCAUUACAUUCAUGUGGAUUAUAAAUACUCAUGUAACAUUUAAUUAAGUCAACUGGAUUUAGGGCAAUUUUUUAUGAAAAAUAAAAACUUUGAAAAAAAAAAUAUAUGUGAUUAUAUACCUUGCUUCAUCUUCAACAAUUGU
This is a messenger RNA of Ylistrum balloti, 6200 nucleotides long. RefSeq lists its product as uncharacterized. Bases 1 to 5943 code for a protein of 1980 amino acids. The record is from RefSeq and is a predicted model, not a curated record. Lineage: Eukaryota; Metazoa; Mollusca; Bivalvia; Pectinida; Pectinidae. The transcript is spliced from 12 exons.